Adineta ricciae is the source of this 672-nucleotide messenger RNA. The record is from the annotation of a GenBank genome assembly. NCBI's taxonomy places the organism in Eukaryota, Metazoa, Rotifera, Eurotatoria, Adinetida, Adinetidae.
AUGAAUAAAUGCAUAUUUAUUCUCCAUGUGUUCUUCUUAAUCUCCAUAACAAUCAAUCAAUACAAAUGCUGUCUUAUUCCCAGACCAGAUCAAAUUCGUUUGGCCACAGCUGGUGAUAUGGCUAUAAAUGUUGACUGGCGUUUACGCGUUUGUCCAUUGGAAUUUAUCAACCUCACUGUUAUCUAUGAUGCAUCAUCAAAACAACUCACAUCAACGUCAGUGCAUGACAAAUCUAGCUCUUAUGGUAGUCCCGUACUCUUGCAUAGUAAACAAUCUGGUGACUAUUUAAAUUCAUGGUCUUCAUUUAAUUAUGCUCUUGUUCAUAUUAUCUCAUUAUCAUGUGAAUCGGGUUUCCCCGGUAAUCCUUCUAAUAAUUUUCUUGAUAAUACAACUCAAGUCAAUCGAACUGUUACUCCAUGGUUAUUGUUCAAUGUCAUCGAUCUUGGAGAGGAUCGUACAAUUAAUACGACCAAUUAUGUAAAUCCACCAGGCCCUGUUUAUUUAACUAAUGGUGCCACUAGAAAUCCGGAAGGAAAUGAAAAUGUCAAAAAAAGUACGAAAAACUCUUGUGUGGUCAUAUCGGAUGCCGACUUCGGUAUUCUCACUGUUUCUGAUGUUUCACAUGCAACAUUCGGCUAUAUACUAUCGAAAAUCAAGUUUGAAAGUACUUGA